GGGAGGGGAGGAGGGAAAAAGCAGAGGUGGAGUGAAGUGUCUUGUCCCGCGCAGUGGCUGCUGGGUGCACCCACGCUUUUUUCUCCACCUCAGCUCUCUCCGCCCUUCCCGCCCCUUUCUCCACCUUCCCAAUCCCGUUCCCCUCGCUCCCCUUCUCCCCCACCCCCCCGCCCCGGCCUGUUCCGUCCCUGGCGUGACUCGGCACGUCGAGCGCGGUGAGGAGAAUCUGUCGCGGCGUCAGCGCGUCUCCGUCCCCGCUUCCCCGGGGAGUCCUCCCUCCUUGGUCCGGAAGCCGGUGGUGCCGUGGCCUCGGCUCUCAGCAGGCCCCUCCCGCGACCAUGGUGGGAGUGAAGGUGGUCGGGACCGACCCAGAUUUCCAGCCGGAGCUGAGCGGCGCGGGCUCCAGACUCGCCGUGGUCAAGUUCACCAUGAGAGGUUGUGGACCAUGUUUACGGAUAGCACCAGCUUUUAAUGCUCUGAGCAAUAAGUAUCCACAGGCAGUUUUUUUGGAAGUGGAUGUACAUCAGUGCCAGGGAACAGCUGCCACCAACAAUAUAUCAGCAACACCCACAUUUCUCUUUUUUCGAAACAAAGUGCGAAUCGACCAGUAUCAAGGAGCAGAUGCUGUGGGUUUAGAAGAAAAAAUUAAGCAACACUUAGAAAACGACCCUGGAAACAAUGAAGACACGGAUAUACCCAAAGGCUAUAUGGACUUAAUGCCCUUUAUUAACAAAGCUGGAUGUGAAUGUCUUAAUGAAAGUGAUGAGCAUGGAUUUGAUAACUGUUUACGCAAAGACCCUUCCUUCUUGGAAUCUGACUGUGAUGAACAGCUGCUUAUUACUGUGGCUUUCAAUCAACCUGUUAAGCUUUAUUCCAUGAAAUUUCAAGGGCCAGAUAAUGGUCAGGGUCCUAAGUAUAUAAAAAUCUUUAUCAAUCUACCCCGAUCUAUGGAUUUUGAAGAGGCAGAAAGAAGUGAACCAACUCAAGCUCUGGAACUAACACAAGAUGAUAUUAAAGAAGAUGGUAUUGUCCAACUUCGUUACGUUAAAUUCCAAAAUGUUAACAGUGUAACUUUAUUUGUUCAGUCCAAUCAAGGUGAAGAAGAAACAACAAGAAUUUCAUAUUUUACAUUUAUUGGUACUCCAGUUCAAGCAACAAAUAUGAAUGACUUCAAACGAAGAGUACACAUUGGCAAGUUGAGAGGUAUCAACCUGUGAAACCAGUAGUUGGUAAGAAAGGAGAAAGCCAUUAAGAUGCAGAAGACACUGGAAAGACCUUAUUGCAAUCAAAAUGGAUCUUCACUUUAUCUACGGCUCCUGGAUAAUUGCUUGACCCUAGCCAGAGACUGUCAAUGUUUCCUUUAAUGCCAUUACCAAUAAAUCAUUGCUUUUGUUCAGAUGGUUUCACUAGUGUUUCUAUUGUAAUCUUGAUACAUGUAUUUGUAAAUAAAAGUCAUUACUUUUGCCAAAUUUAAUUUUUGUCAUUUUAAGUAUAUAAAAAUUUUUACUUUCCAUUUGUUUUGAAAUUUUCUGGCUUCUGGUUUUAGGAGACUUAAUGUAUCUUAUGUUAUACUGGCUGACAGUUGACUUUAAAAUUGAGAAACUGUCAUAAUUAAGGGUUAUCUGUUUAUGAGAAAAUAGCAGUUUAAUACAGUAAAAAUUUGAAAUGCAAGGAACUGGGAAGAAUGGAUUUUGAAGUACCCAUAUUUGUAUUAUGUAAUAUUUUUAUUAAAGAACAGUUGGUUAUCUAGGGAAAUAGGAAUUUUACAUGAUCUUUUGCAUAGACUUAAGAUUUAACUGUCUACACAUGUUACCUACAAAUUAUUAGAUUAUAGGACUGAAAAUUCCUAGGUCUAAUCAUUUAUCGUACCAAGAUUUUUAUGCCCUCUGAAUCAUUUGUGAGUCACCAUUUCAUUUGUUGUGGCAAUGUGGACAUUAAUCAUUAGGUAAAAAUAUAGUACUUGAAAUUAAAAGUCUAUUAGUGUCAUUAAAUAAAGUUAUUUCUAUUAUUUCA
Molecule: messenger RNA, 2013 nt
Organism: Antechinus flavipes (yellow-footed antechinus)
Lineage: Eukaryota; Metazoa; Chordata; Mammalia; Dasyuromorphia; Dasyuridae
Gene: TXNL1
Product: thioredoxin like 1
Exons: 9
Coding region: 339-1217 (292 amino acids)
Source: RefSeq, a predicted model, not a curated record